Scaptodrosophila lebanonensis is the source of this 2309-nucleotide messenger RNA. RefSeq lists its product as uncharacterized. The transcript is spliced from 4 exons. Lineage: Eukaryota; Metazoa; Arthropoda; Insecta; Diptera; Drosophilidae. The record is from RefSeq and is a predicted model, not a curated record. Bases 183 to 2177 code for a protein of 664 amino acids.
AAUUUUGAUCAGAAAAAAAAAGCUUGGAAAAUUUUCACCCAUACAGAUCUCAGUUCAGAUUAAAAAGUUUUAUCAUUUGGCAUCAGCCGCAAACACAGAAAACAAAAAUUUUGUAAAGUUCUUGGAAUUCCACACAUACUUAACGCAUUUUGACCAUCAGAAACGAUAAAAACAUCAACGAUAUGAUCGAUAUACUAUCUUUGCCGCGGCGUAAUAACUUGGCCAACAAUCAGGCGCUAUUAAAGGUCGUUAGCUAUAGGACCGGACUGCCAAUCAAUAGUCUGCCCGGAUGGGAGCUAAUACCGCUAAAUUGUAAGCUGCCCAUGCUCAAAUGCCCAGACAAUCAAGUGAUAUUCUCAAAAAAUAAGAUCGGACAAUCGUUCAGGAGCACCAGACAGGAGUUCGAUGCCUCUGUCACAGACACAAUUCCCGAAUACAAUCCCCUCCAUGAUUCCAAUCUAAAGACAUACUAUGCCAACGAGCGUAAUCUGAAGCGUCUGCGGGAGAACGGCGAAAUCACGGACACCAAUGAUGUAAUCUGCAAUCUGAAGGACUUCAAUCAGUAUCGCCAGGAGCUCCACAAAUCGCAUUUGUAUUAUGUACUGCAGGCGUACAAGCGACGCGAAGCGGAGCAGCACGAUCGUAUGCUUAUUGCGAAUGCAGAGGAGAUAACCAAGCGGGAUCAUUUAAAUUUAGCUGCCCGUCAUCAAUGCUAUGAAGAAAUUGCAGCUCGCAAGCAACGCAUUGCCGAGGAGCGACAUCAGCGAUUUGUACAUCUGUACAGCAUAACGACGGAGAAAUUUAAGCGUCUGGAGAGUCUAGCUGCCAUGCAGAACAUGCUCCUUACGCAUCGCAAGAUGUUGACCAACAUGCGUGUACAGGCUCAUUUGACGGUCUGUCAGGAUCUCCAGCGAAAGCAGCUUAUUAAGCUCAAGAAACUGUUUCAGUUCAAAAAGGAACGCUUCAAUAAAAAUAUGCGCAAUCUGCAGAAGAUUCGGCUAAUGAGAAACACCGAAACCCAGAUACAAUCGUGGAAGAGGCGUCUGGAUGAGCGCAUAUCCAAUCAACGGCGCAUCCAUCAGCUACUUGAGGAGGUAGAAAAGGAACGAGUGGUAUUCAUUGAGAACCACAAAGCGCGCUAUCGCGAGAAAUGGGAACAAAUACAGGAGGAGAUUAAGGAGCGUGCCCAUAAAGCAAUGAUGGCGCGGAAGCCAAAACGUCGAAAGAAGAAGAAGAUUCCAAAGAAGAUUCCACCUUCAUUCUGUGAUGAAUAUCAGGCUACCUUCGAUGGCCUACUGGACAGUGAGCUGUGCUAUGCACUGAACGCGGCUAUUGCUUUGGAAGGACAAGCUCCGGUCACAUUUAAGCAGGACGAUCCCAUCUAUAAGAGCGCCCAGUUCAUCACAAAUUAUAUAUUGCGUGGAUUUGAUAGGGAUCUAAGCGAGGACGAAUGCUGUUUGCAAGUGAUGGUAGGACGCGUGGAGGAGUUUGUAUGUGAUGCCAAAAAAUAUGUGAACUAUAAAGCAUCGCAGAUCAUACGCUUUACACGCGACCGCAAGACCGUGGAAAUGCCGCCGGCGGUUGCCAAGCCGAACCUUCCGCUCCGCAACCACUCGCGUGUUUCACACGUAUCCUUCAGUGGCGUUGCCUGUACAAUUGGCGUUGGCAGUUACGAGAUACAUCCUUUCGUAGACGUGCGCCCUUGUAGCGAUCGCCGUCCUACGCCAGCGGGCUCGUUAACCUCUCUGGUCGUCAGCCAAAUAGGCGAACAAGUCAUACAGGAGAAGGUGCGAUUGCCGCAUUUAAAUCGAAACGAAAUUGUCUUCAUCGAGCAUUAUUUGGUCAAGUUUAAGCGGGAGCUGCUGGUCGGCAUGGACAAGCAGGUAUUUACAGCCAUACAGUGUCACUUUGAGAAUCGCAUCAUGGAUGUACGCGAGGAACUGCUCGAGUUGGACAGGAAUUUCCUUUUCGAUCAAAUCGCACGCGGUAUUUUGAGCUAUGCCGUCAAUUCUCUUAACUAUGAGUCCAGUCUGAAGCUGGCUGUCAGCGUAUUGUCAAACGAAAUAAUUUGGGAGCUGCAACAGUCGUUGCUUAAGCCGGGCAUCGAUCCGAGAGGUAUUACGCAUCCCAGUAGCUGUGGGCCCGAAAGCCGCGAUAGCUACUCACUAUGCCAAUAACAUUGAAUCGAAAGCAGCAAGGACGAGUUGUAUCCACCGACACUUUCUUAUAACAGAUACGAUGUUUCGCAAUUGUGACGUACAAAUUUAAUGUGUAAUAAAUGUAGAGCACUUACCUACUCCUAUAUUUAA